AUUAAAUUUUAUCAUUUUAAUAUACAUAAUAAUUAUGCUUUAAAUGAAAAUACCAAGUCUCGCUACAGUGCCGAAGCUAGACACAAGUCAUGUUUUCUUCGUCCUGAUACAGGACCAUGCAGAGCAGACAUUAUUCAAUGGUAUUAUGAUGUGCGGCAAUCUAAAUGUUAUCGUUUUUUUUGGGGUGGUUGCCAAGGUAAUGGAAAUAAAUUUGAGACCAAAGAAGAUUGUGAAAAAUAUUGCUACUUGAAUAGAACUUUUAGUCAUUCUCAAGUCCCACAUUUUUGUUCACUUGCAUUUGAUUAUGGAAAUUGUUUUGGAUAUUUUAAUCGUUGGACUUGGGAUCCAUUGACAAAAUCCUGUAGAAGACGUUUGUAUUCUGGAUGCGGAGGGAACCAAAACAAUUUUCAAACUCGACUAGAAUGCAUAUCAACUUGUUUAAAUCCUCCAAACAAUACACUAGAAAGAAGUCAUUUAUUUACAACUUGUAUCCCAUUAGUUGUCAAUGAUAUUCAAUAAACAUUAUUUUUGUAGAAAAAAUUAUACAAACACUUUGUAUUUAAAAUUUUAUUGUGUAUUUAUUUUGUGUGACAUAAUGUUUAUUGCACGUGCUGAUUUUUGAAGGUUAUAAAAAUAUCUUAUUGAAGUGCUAAUUUUCUGAUCCCGUGAACGAUUUCAACAUUAUGAAAUAAGAGAAUGAUGUUUUUACUACCUGUAGAAAUAAAUGCAUACAUUGAAGUGUA
Messenger RNA from Melitaea cinxia (Glanville fritillary), 743 nucleotides. Its product is annotated as BPTI/Kunitz domain-containing protein-like. Gene Ontology annotation, molecular function: serine-type endopeptidase inhibitor activity. The record is from RefSeq and is a predicted model, not a curated record. The transcript is spliced from 4 exons. Lineage: Eukaryota; Metazoa; Arthropoda; Insecta; Lepidoptera; Nymphalidae. The annotation marks the transcript as partial.